CAGAAACAGAGUGUUGUAAACAAAACCAGAAGCUCUGCACUGUGCACGAUACAAGUGAUUUGGCGCUGAUUUUUCUUUGAAAACAGGUUUGCUUUUCCUCGAAGCUCAGUGAAACGGAAGGAGAUACACUCUCCAGUUCUAGCAGUGGAUAUGAAAGGUCAACAGAAAAGCUCAGACCCGGAUGUCAAUGUCCCUGUCAUUGAAGAAGGGGCAGUUGCCACAGCCGAAGACCCAUCAGCAAUUGCUACUAUUCAAUCCGCAGCUACUUUCUCUUCAGAGCAGCCAAUAAAAUAUCUCUUCAAAACAGAAGGAGCUGGGGGGCAGGUAGGGGAGCUGUACCCUCCCACUGGGCAGGUCACAUAUCGGGUAAUCCAAGUGGCUGAUGGGCAACUGGAAGGACAAACUGAUGGUGCCACAGCUGUUAGUGUAGUCACUGGAUUUCCAGCAACACAGCCUGUCACACAGGCUGUAUUCUCUCAGUCAGAAGGUUUGGAUGGAGAUGGCACAGAAACCCAUUACACAUACUAUCCUGCCACUAUCUCAGAUGCAACAUCAGGCACCAUGGUUACGAGUGUGCAGGCUCCUGAUACCCUCCUUAGUCAGAGCACACCCACAGGGCAAUUAUAUGUGAUGAUGUCUCCCCAGGAAGUGCUUGCUGGAGCCAACCAGAGGUCUAUUGCACCUCGCACACAACCCUAUAACGCGAAAACUGAAGCCCCAAGAACUUCACGAGAUGAGAAGAGGCGAGCUCAACACAACGAAGUUGAACGGCGACGUAGGGAUAAAAUCAACAACUGGAUUGUUCAGCUGUCGAAAACCAUCCCAGAUUGCACCAUGGACUCCACCAAAACAGGGCAGAGUAAGGGGGGGAUCCUCUCCAAGGCUUGCGACUACAUUCAGGAGUUGCGACAAAGCAACAUUCGACUGGGAGAUGAGCUUAAUACACUGGAGAGGUUAAGGAUGGACAAUCAGCUACUUCGUCAGGAGGUAGAAGACUGGAAGUCCAAGAAUCAGAUUUUGAGGAACCAGUUGCGGCAGCAUGGUAUUGUAGCGGCAGCGAGUGCAGACCCACAGUGAGAGAAAACAUGCACUGUUAGAGUGCAGUCUGUGGCUCAUUACGGCAAAGCACCAGGAUUCCUUGUCACAAACUCACACAACUUGGGAGCUGGCAUAAACGGAAAGGCCCAGUGAAAAUAUUAGUUUCCAAGCCUCAGUGAUCACUCUGGACAACAUCUCACAGAGGUCUGUUCAGUGCGCAAUAUAAGGCUAGGUCCCAAAUCGCUGGGCCUGGACUGAACGUGUAAAUACUUUUUGUUUACUCCUUUUUUUUGUAAAUCGUAAACUUCUCAUAUGUAAGCUGUAACAUAUUAGCAUUGUCUGGUCAUUUUACUGUUUAUGUCCCAAAAGCAAAGGAGGCCUCAUUUUCAUCUAUUUUGUAUGUUAACUGCUGAACUUUAGAACAUAAACUGCCAAGUUUUGCAUGUGUUUCCUAGAUUUUGUCACUGUAAAAUCCAUUGUUGAUCGCCUCCAUUAGUCAGACUAAAGAUUAGCACAGCACCUAACAACUGCCUUGACAGAGAA
Chanos chanos (milkfish) is the source of this 1581-nucleotide messenger RNA. It is a transcript of the gene usf1, whose product is annotated as upstream transcription factor 1. The record is from RefSeq and is a predicted model, not a curated record. Gene Ontology annotation, molecular function: protein dimerization activity; DNA-binding transcription factor activity, RNA polymerase II-specific; RNA polymerase II cis-regulatory region sequence-specific DNA binding. Bases 151 to 1077 code for a protein of 308 amino acids. The transcript has 11 exons. Gene Ontology annotation, biological process: regulation of transcription by RNA polymerase II. Lineage: Eukaryota; Metazoa; Chordata; Actinopteri; Gonorynchiformes; Chanidae.